Molecule: messenger RNA, 3043 nt
Organism: Syngnathus typhle (broad-nosed pipefish)
Lineage: Eukaryota; Metazoa; Chordata; Actinopteri; Syngnathiformes; Syngnathidae
Gene: cbx8a
Product: chromobox homolog 8a (Pc class homolog, Drosophila)
Exons: 5
Coding region: 129-1067 (312 amino acids)
Source: RefSeq, a predicted model, not a curated record
CUUUCCUUCCCCUAUAGUCCACACCAGAUUGCGUAUUAUGGGAUGUGCGGAAUUAAGCAGCCCGAGGAAGACGCGAGGUAGCAAAGAAGAGCACAGGGCCGCGGGGGAUUGCGAGCGAGCGGCUCAUCAUGGAGCUGUCUGCCGUCGGGGAGAGCGUCUUUGCUGCAGAGUCCAUCAUUAAGCGACGGAUCCGUCGGGGUCGUUGGGAAUAUCUGGUGAAAUGGAAGGGCUGGUCUCACAAGUACAGCACAUGGGAGCCAGAGGAAAACAUCUUGGAUGAGCGCCUCCUGGCAGCUUUUGAGGAGAGAGAACGUGAGAGAGAGCUUUUUGGGCCCAAAAAGCGAGGACCCAAGCCUGAGACGUUUCUCUUGAAGGCCAAAGCCAGAGAGAAAACGUACGAAUUUAGACGAGAUCCAGUCCGGCCCAUUCAGGUCUCCUAUCCGGUCCCGGAGCCCAUCAUAACACCGAGAGCCCGGGAGGGUCUGCGCACGGUGGUCCCCACCAUCUUCCCCCCGAGCGCAGUCAACCGAGGGGAGAGCGUCGCCGGCCAAGCCCUGGAACCAGAAAGAAGGAUCAGAUCGGCAGCCAGUUCUCACCAAGAACUAGGUCCCAAAAAGCGAGGACGCAAGCCCAAAUUGCGUCUGCAUUAUGAGCGGGGCGAAGAUGAAAGCCUGGAACCCGCCCCCAAAAUGUGCAAACGCUUCCUUCAGGACGGGGGAUCUUCCGACCCCAGCCUGGCCCAGCUGACCAGAAGGUUCCAGGAGAAGACCACCAUUACGCCCAGGUCCAGCAGUGAGCACAUGGGCGUGGCCUACACCCGUCCGGACCGAGGAGGCAGGACUCAUUACCUGGCGGUCCUGAAGCACCGUGACAAAAACGUGAGCCUGCCGAUAAUAACGGGAGAAGAACUCGGGGUGGUAUGCCCCCCCACGGCCCCAGGCUCCUCCUGGACCCCUCGUUUCACCAACAUGGACACGGUGACAGUCACAGACGUCACCAUGAACCUGCUCACCGUCACUGUCAGAGAGAACUACACCGACAAAGGUUUUUUUCGAGAGAAAAGAUAAGAGACUCAUAAGAGGUGUGUCAGAAAAGUUCCAAGACUAGUUUUUUUUUUUUUUCAAGACUAAUGGAACUAGCAUCGAUAUUUUAGUUGCAAACCUUUAAAGAACAUCCAUCCAUCCAUUUUCUAUACUGCUUGUCCCACCCACGGGGGUUGCGGGCGUGCUGGAGCCUAUCCCAGCAGUCGUCUGGCAGUAGGCGGGGGACACCCUGAACUGGUUGCCAGCCAAUCGCAGGGCACACAGAGACGAACAACCAUCCGCACUCGUAGUCACACCUAUGGGCAAUUUGCAGUGCUCAAUCAGCAUACCAUGCAUGUUUUGGGGUUGUGGGAGGAAACCAUGCUGACCAGUGCCCGCCACCCUUAAAAGCACAAAUAUUUGAAAUCAAGAUGUAGUGCAUCAACACAUGGAAACAGCAUUGCAAAACUAUACAGAUGUAGAUUCUGUACACUCUGUGAAAAACAACUACUACUACAGCUUAUCAGUCGCAUUUGUGAAACUCUUCUUCGUUUAUCUGUGUUGCUGUAUUAUACUACUCCCAGUGGCCACGUUGUACACACCAAAAGGAAUUUCACUAAAUUAGUUCACAAUGCCAUGAGCAUCUGAUAAUUCCUGGAAGAGGAGAAAGUGCUGGAUUUGGUUCUCAAAUUUGUCUUUUGUGACACCAGUCCUGGAACCUUUCGGACACACCUUCAAAGUCACGUGGGUCACUUUAUUAGGCACACAUGUGCGAUACCACAGCUGCGAGGCUCUGUUCGGAUUGACACUGACAUCAUCAUAAUCUUACAACUGUUUCCUACUUGUAAUAUUCUGCACCAUUUCACUAAAUGAGGAAGUCAAACAGUUUAGUUUGACUUGACCACUGCUAACAUUACAUUUCAUAGACGGAUGUGCCAAAAGUAGGCAAAAUCUUUGUCAUUGCUUUGAGAUGCCACAAGGUGGCAGCAAAACAAUGUUUUGUUAUUAGACAUGGCUUUGGCCGGAGUGCAAAAAGUCUUCCUUCCAUCAGAUCCUCUUUUUAUGUAAGCCAUUUUUCCUUGGCUUCAACCUAAUUUUCGGCCUUCUUUUAUUUUCCCUUGCUUCCUCUUUCCUUCCUGACUUCUUUUCUUCAUAUGUAGCCUCACUUUUUGUUGCUUGAAUCUAUUUUUCUGCCUUCAUUCCUGCCCUCACUUUAACACGCUUUUCUGUCCUCAACCCUUACCUCCACCUUCCACCUCAGCCCUGAUUUUUCCUUUCUAGCUUUCUUCUCAGACCUGCUUUUUAUUUCCUCGUCUCUCCCUUUGCAUGAAACUGCUUUUUGGCCUUUUUCCAUCCAAACUUGUCUAAUAGAAUGCACUUUCUUUGUUCGUGACUAUGUUUUUGCCAUCAUUCUUAAGUACUUUAAAAAGUGUAUCCCUACUUUUGGCCCACCCUGAAUACAUUGUCCACUAUUUUGUAUUGUGCAGGUGUACCUAAGGAUGUGGCCAGUUAAAGCUACUAACAAUGACGCUACAUGCUACUGUCAUGCUAAAAAUAUAUAUUUUGAAAAAUAGAGCUUUCAAACAUUAUUUAAUUGUUAAAAAACAACCGUUGAAUAUGAUUUAAGAGUAACAUGCUUUUUUUGCACAUUAUAUUGUUGGCCAAAUUUAGAAUACAUUGUAGCCGUCUGACUAUCAACCAAGCCACUUUUUUCAUUUUUGUGUACAUGUCCUUUAUCGUUGGUUUGACUUUACUGGCCUCACUGUGUACUUUUCGCAUUUCACGUGUCAGAUCAGUAAAAGAAUGAACGUCGUGCCCCACAACGAAUUAAGCCAAGUUUGAGCUAAAUUGCGUUUUGCAUGCUUUUUGUGCUCCGUGUGCCGCUGAAAUACUGAAAAACCAUGUCAAAAUAGUUUAAUCUUUAUUCCCGCGCGUGCAGUGUUGCAGUAUUCAUGUUGAAAACGUGAAGAGGUAUUGGUUACAAUUAUUUGGAAUAAAGCUAUCAACUUGCACCUUAUAAA